Molecule: messenger RNA, 1903 nt
Organism: Exophiala oligosperma
Lineage: Eukaryota; Fungi; Ascomycota; Eurotiomycetes; Chaetothyriales; Herpotrichiellaceae
Exons: 4
Coding region: 551-1777 (408 amino acids)
Biological process (GO): L-cysteine transport; transmembrane transport
Cellular component (GO): membrane
Molecular function (GO): L-cysteine transmembrane transporter activity
Source: RefSeq, a predicted model, not a curated record
CCAUACCACACUGAUCCAUAUAUAUACGUACAGAAACUCGUCACUAGCUCAUGGUCAAUACUUGGCUAUGUAGGUAGUCUCAAAGGCAACAGGAAACAGUAUCGACAGAACACUCGACAUGACGACAAAGGAACAACUUCAACCCGCGGCGACCGAAGUGCCCGAGCCUCAUGUGUCUGAACGGGAUGCCGACGUGACCUUCGGGUUAUUGAAACAGUACGGUGGAGGCGAGGUCACUCAGGGCCUUGACCGAGCCGGAGAACGGCGAUUGAAUCGGAAGCUCUAUUUCAUCCUCGUGCCAUUGCUGGUACUCAUCAACCUCCUGCUCUUCGUCAGUUGUUCUAGCUCAUUGUCCUCCCCAAUUUUCCAAAACUCAUGGCAGCAUUGUUACUUACUAUCAAGGGGCUUUUAGAUUGACAAGGCCACGUUGGCCUACUCCUCCAUCCUCGGCCUCUUCGGAGAGACCGGGAUCGAUGGCGGGAAAUACAACAACCUCAACACUCUCUUUUAUGCUGGGUAUAUCAUCGGUCAAGUUCCGGGUCACUAUCUCAUGCAACGCAUCCCGUUGUCGCGCUUCAUGGCCGGCGCGACCUUUUUGUGGACGCUGAUCGUGUUUCUACACUGCACCGCCAGUUCUUACGGCGACCUCAUCGCUCUGCGCUUCUUUCUGGGAAUGGUCGAAGCUCCGGUUGUCCCCGCCAUCGAGAUCACCCUGGGGAUGUUCUUCGUGCCUGCCACUCAAGGUCUCUUGCAACCUCUGUUUUGGAUUUCGUGCAUGGGUGCACCUGUGCCCGCUGGAUUUAUUGCCUAUGGUUUGCUUUACAUCCAUUCGACAAUUCUACCUUGGAAGUUCUUCAUGAUCAUCACAGGCUCAAUGACCUUUCUCCUUACAAUCCUCGUCGCGUUCCUCUAUCCCAACAACCCGGCUGAAGCACACUUCCUCACUGUUCCGGAACGGAUACACCUUGUCCAUCGGAUUCAUGCCGCAACAACCUCCAGCAUCGAACAUAAGCAGCUGAAAAGGUACCAAUUGCUCGAAGCUGUCCGUGACCCGGUCUCGUGGCUCUUCGGACUCCAAGCAUUCACCCUCAUGAUCUCCAACAAUAUCGCAUACCAGCAGAAUCUCUUGUUUGUGUCCUUGGGCGUGUCGAACCUCGGGUCUACCCUUGUCUCCGCUGCGUCCGGCGGCUUCAGCGUGGCAUGCUGUAUCGCGGCGACUUUGUUCUUGCGCUACAUCCCCUUGAAUAAAGCCUUUUGGUCUACUUUCUGGUGUCUACCCGCCAUCGCCGGCGGCAUCGGGAUGUGUGCCCUACAGUGGGACAGCAAACUCAGUCUCCUCGCGUGCCUGAUCCUGGCAGGGAGCACCUUCGGCAUCACGUAUAUCAUCGCACUGGGCUGGACGACGAGCACUUCGGCCGGAUACACGAAGAAGCUGGCGCGUAACGUCUUCUUCAUGGCGGGCUAUGGAAUUGCCAACUUGAUCUCCCCGCAGAUCUGGGCGUCGCGAGACGCUCCUCGCUACUAUCCCGCCUGGGUCGUGCAGAUCGUCAUAAGCUGGACGGGGACACCUUUAAUAUUGAUCAUCAUCCAUUUCAUCUUGAAGAGGAGGAAUGCGGAGCGGUAUGAGUGGAUCGCAGAGCAGGAAAGACUGGGCAAGACAAGGACCGGGGUCAUCGAUCGUGUCACCGAGGAUGGGGCGAAGGUCCAAGUCGAGGUUGACGUGAGUCUAUUGGACUUGACCGAUGGGGAAAACAAGUACUUUAUCUAUCCUUUGUAAGAGGAGAGAGAGAAACACAGGGGGCAGUAGUACACAAUUGCAGUAUGCAUAACUCUACGGGAAAAAUCCACGAAUGAUUGAUCAGGUAAAGACUGUCGUUUUUCGGUAGUGCUUUGGACUUCCCCC